AAAAAGGUUGGGGACCGCUGCUUUAGAUAAUUGGUAAACAAGCAAUGAAGUGUAAGGCGUGUUUUCACAAGACGGAUAGAGUCCUGUAACUACCAGCUCUGCCGCACUUUUUCGUGGAUACAAGGACACCAGACCUGUUAAUCAACAUGUUUUCACUGAGGUUCUUGGAAAUGUUGGUUCUGGUAAUCCUCCUCUGGAGCUUCCACACAGAGGCUAAACCACUGAGAAAGAGGACUAUCAGUGAGGUGCAGCUUAUGCACAAUGUUCGAGAACACAAACAAGUAGGAGAAAGACAAGAUUGGCUUCAGGAAAAGUUGAAGGGAAUUAUUGUGGCCAGCUCUAAACCACAACAUGGAAAAGCAAGAACUAUAAAAAAUCUUUUUCAAUAUGAUGUUUUUGGAUCAAAAAUCUAG
Molecule: messenger RNA, 413 nt
Organism: Oreochromis aureus
Lineage: Eukaryota; Metazoa; Chordata; Actinopteri; Cichliformes; Cichlidae
Gene: pth1b
Product: parathyroid hormone 1b
Exons: 4
Coding region: 147-413 (88 amino acids)
Biological process (GO): intracellular calcium ion homeostasis
Cellular component (GO): extracellular region
Molecular function (GO): hormone activity
Source: RefSeq, a predicted model, not a curated record